AUGGCUUUUGAAGCUGUUCCAAAGAAAAUAGAUGUUCAAUGGUUAGCCAAUUGGAGUUUAUAUCUUGAACUUUGUUUAAAUAAUUAUCAGUGUUCAGGUAGUUGUUAUCAAGACUUUUUAAUAGCAGCUAAAUCACAUAGUUCUUAUUUGAUUCAGCAGCUUGUUGCAUAUUUGUUGUUACAACAGAUAAUUGCUCAAACAUUUAAAGAAAUAACCACUAAAAUUGAACAAAAUAAACUUUCAGCAGACU
Messenger RNA from Racocetra fulgida, 250 nucleotides. NCBI's taxonomy places the organism in Eukaryota, Fungi, Glomeromycota, Glomeromycetes, Diversisporales, Gigasporaceae. The record is from the annotation of a GenBank genome assembly.